This is a messenger RNA of Ascochyta rabiei, 297 nucleotides long. RefSeq lists its product as uncharacterized. The transcript is spliced from 2 exons. The record is from RefSeq and is a predicted model, not a curated record. The coding region runs from base 1 to 297 and encodes 98 amino acids. Lineage: Eukaryota; Fungi; Ascomycota; Dothideomycetes; Pleosporales; Didymellaceae.
AUGCCAAAGUCACGCAGAGAAGCAGAAGCAGAGGCAGAGGCAGAAGUCCGGUCCUGGGGCUUCAAUCACGUAUUCACCUGGACCGACGGCCCAAACGCCCACUACCCGGCGCACAAACACAGUGGAAAGACCACGCAUCUGAUCCUGGAUGGUUCGCUGACCAUGCGGUACCCUGAUGAUGCAAACGCGAAGAAGGAAACGCUUGCUGUCGGCGAGCGGUGGGACGUGGACGCGGGGAAGAAGCACGAAGUAUGGGUUGGCAAAGACGGCUGUACCUAUGUCAUUGGAGAAGGAUAG